Molecule: messenger RNA, 1865 nt
Organism: Cajanus cajan (pigeon pea)
Lineage: Eukaryota; Viridiplantae; Streptophyta; Magnoliopsida; Fabales; Fabaceae
Source: RefSeq, a predicted model, not a curated record
UUUUGCAAGCGUGUUCCAUACAUACACUCUCCUCAAACAUUUUUCAUUCUCAGCAGUCACAAUAUCCCUUUCCUUUUACACAAGACACCAAAGUUCACAGCUUUUUUGUUCUUUCCCUCGAUUCACGAACUGGGUCACCCUUUGAUUUUCGAUUGGGUUUCGAGCCACACCCCAGAUUCCACUUUCUUUGACUUUCAACCUAAACCCAGUGCUGUUGUGUGAUUUGAAGGAGAGUUUUUAAAGUGGGUUGGUUUUGGAUUUCUGUCACUGACGCGUCCUGGGUCGCCGUGCCCGUGCUUUCCCUCCCUUGGAUUCCGCUGAGUGUUUCUGUGCACGAGAACAGUGAAAGUUUCCAGUUACAGUGUUAGCACCAUGGAUUCCCCUCAAUCUGUUGUGUCACCCUUCAGGAGCUCAGUGUUGGGUGAGAGUGAGAAGCACAAGUCUGAUGUUUUCUCGGGAAACUCUAGUCCUUUGUCCAAGGACAUUGAAGUGAAUGGGAAGGAAGUUGUCAUGUCAAAUGUAGAUGAGUUUCUUGGAGUGCUCGAUGUUUACAUACACCAGGCCAGGGACAUUCAAAACAUUUGCAUAUACCACAAGCAAGAUGUUUAUGCUAAGAUUUGCCUGACCAGUAACCCUGAGAACAGUGUGUCUACCAAAACCAUCAAUGGAGGAGGAAGGAACCCUGUGUUCAACGAGAAUCUCAAAGUCAAUGUUAGGACUGUUGAUGCUUCUCUCAAGUGUGAGAUAUGGAUGCUUAGCAGGGUGAAAAAUUAUCUAGAGGACCAAUUGCUUGGUUUUGCUUUGGUGCCUUUGUCUGAAGUACUAGUCCAGAAUGGGAAACUUGAGAAAGAGUUCUCUCUUUCUUCAACUGAUCUGUUCCAUUCUCCUUCAGGUUUUGUUCAGUUGUCACUUUCUUACACUGGUGCUUCACCUGAUGUUAUGGCAAUUUCUGCUAUGCCGACCAAGGUGGCCACGGAUGCUGCAACAUCCGAGUCACUAGCAAGGGAUUUAGACAAAAUUGAGUUUCCGGAUCCUAAGAUUGUGAAUGAAGACCACUUGAUGGUUUCGGAAUACUUUGGUAUUCCAUGUGAGGAGACUCAGUGUUCAGAUAGCUUGGCUACUUCUGAUGCAGAAAAUCAGAGUUCCGAAGCCGGUGUUCGGCUUGUGGAAAGCUUUGCAGCCUGCAGUGUUGAAUCUGUUCAGCCUCCUAAGGUUGAUUCCCCACCAAGCAGUGUGUCAACAAAUGGGGUUUCAUCACCUUCUGUGCCUGCAAGUUCAGAAUCAUCUGAUGCUGCUGCUUCUAAGCCUCCGAGUCAGGAGCAAGUUUCAGGCACCAAAGAGGACAAAAAUGUGGAUGCCAAAGAUGGUGAGAGUGAUUCCUCAAGUGGGGUUCCUAGUGACUCAUUCCCUAAACCUCUUGUGAGUGUAAACAUUGAGCCUGAGCCAAAGGUGGUUCAGCAGGAUAUAGGAGACAUGUACAUGAAAAGCAUGCAGCAAUUCACUGAGUCAUUAGCAAAAAUGAAGCUCCCUAUGGACUUUGAAAGUGAACCAACUAGUUCAGGAAAUUCAACCACUGAGCAGAAACUACAGCCAUCAAAGAGCAACAAUUCCCGUGUGUUUUAUGGCAGCAGAGCUUUCUUCUGAUCUUUUGCUUCCCUUGUUCAAGGGAAUACGGGCAAUCACUGUAGAUUUUAGAAGAAAACUGAUAUUAGUAGUGAAGUGGAAUAAUGUACUAUCCUGUGUGGUUUCCCCUUCUGUAUUUCAUCACGUGUUGGUUGUAGGUUACAGGGAAAUAUAACUUUGUACUCUCACAAGCUUGUUGUUUUCUUAAUUGCUACAUGAACUUUUGUGUUACUUUCUUCCUU